AUCAAUCCUACUUGGCUUCUUCUCUCCCAUUUCCCCCUCUCUUCUAUCAAUUAAUUAAUCCCAAUUCCCACCAUUAAAUCAUCGUCUUCAUAGCUUACUCCCGGUGUAUAUUAGUCUAACAAUACUCAGUAUUCCUGAAGGACGAGAAGGAAUUCUUGCGGAAGUGAAAUGGCGACCACAUCCGCUGCUGUUCUACACGGCCUGAGCUCCUCCUCCUCCCUCUCGGCCGCCGGCAAGAACCGCCACGCCUUCUGGACCGCUCCUCCCGCCGCCAGAUCCCGCGGUGCUUCCGCUUCCCGCAGGAGGCUGUUCGUUGUGGCGGCGGCCGCCGCCGCCCCUCAGAAGAAAUCGUGGAUCCCCGCCGUUAGAGGCGGCGGCAACCUUGUUGACCCGGAAUGGCUCGACGGAUCGCUGGCAGGGGAUUACGGGUUCGACCCGCUGGGUCUCGGAAAGGACCCGGCAUCCCUGAAAUGGUACAGGGAAGCGGAGCUGAUCCACGGCCGGUGGGCGAUGGCGGCGGCGGUGGGCAUCUUGGUAGGCCAGGCAUGGAGCGGCGUCCCGUGGUUCGAGGCCGGGGCGGACCCGGGAGCCGUGGCGCCCUUUUCCUUCGGCAGCCUCCUGGGGACGCAGCUCCUCCUCAUGGGGUGGGUGGAGAGCAAGCGGUGGGUGGACUUCUACAACCCGGGCUCCCAGGCCGUGGAGUGGGCCACCCCGUGGUCCAAGACCGCCCGGAACUUCGGCAACGCCACCGGCGAGCAAGGGUACCCGGGGGGGAAAUUCUUCGACCCGCUCUGCUUCGCGGGGUCCAUUCGGAACGGGGAAUACGUCACGGACUUUGAGAAGCUGGAGCGGCUGAAGGUGGCGGAGAUAAAGCACGCCAGGAUUGCGAUGGUGGCUAUGCUCGUCUUCUUCCUCGAGGCGGGGCAGGGGAAAACCCCUCUUGGAGCUCUGGGAUUGUAAUCUCUUUAUGUACAGUGAAAGGCUUUAACUUAAACCCUUCUGUGAUGUGAUUUCAAUGUACUUAGAAGUUAAAUCCCCCAAUUAUGUUAAGUGUCAAGUUAACUUUCAUCCCAUUUUCUCACAAACAUUUCAGGAAUAAAAGGAUUUUAUUUGAUUUCUG
Molecule: messenger RNA, 1120 nt
Organism: Cuscuta campestris
Lineage: Eukaryota; Viridiplantae; Streptophyta; Magnoliopsida; Solanales; Convolvulaceae
Source: the annotation of a GenBank genome assembly